Messenger RNA from Meira miltonrushii, 408 nucleotides. RefSeq lists its product as uncharacterized. The transcript has a single exon. Lineage: Eukaryota; Fungi; Basidiomycota; Exobasidiomycetes; Exobasidiales; Brachybasidiaceae. The coding region runs from base 1 to 408 and encodes 135 amino acids. The record is from RefSeq and is a predicted model, not a curated record.
AUGGUUAUUCCUAAGUAUUUUCUUCUAGCCAUUUUCUUAUUGCUUAUUUGCAAAGUAUCAUCAUCAGAAUUAGAAGAGCCAUUACUUGGCCCUAGAGUAUCAUCAUCAAGUUCUAACUCUCGAUCAUCGAGCCCUAAAUUUAAAAGACUAGCAAGUCCUAAAAAGACUAUGGAAGAGAUUCAUAUUGCUAAUGCUAUAAAACAUGAGAAAGAAGCAGAACAUCAUAAAUCAGAAAGGCUUAAGUGGAGACAAAACACACAGGAAAGUAAUUCGAGUAUUUAUCGUGUUUACAGCGAAGCCAAAGCAAUGAUUCACGCUGACGAGAAAUUUCAGAGUUUAAAGAAAGCCAAAAAAGAGAGAGAAAAGGCUGUAAAAGCUAAACAGCAAGAAGGAACAUCGCGAAGUUGA